Molecule: messenger RNA, 1229 nt
Organism: Sipha flava (yellow sugarcane aphid)
Lineage: Eukaryota; Metazoa; Arthropoda; Insecta; Hemiptera; Aphididae
Gene: Bmcp
Product: mitochondrial uncoupling protein Bmcp
Exons: 8
Coding region: 311-1201 (296 amino acids)
Biological process (GO): mitochondrial transport
Cellular component (GO): mitochondrial membrane
Source: RefSeq, a predicted model, not a curated record
UGAGGAAGUUUAAGAUUUGUUUGCUGUUGUUUUCGCUGAGAGUUUCUUCUAUGUUUUGAAGUAUGAAAAAUUCAAGUCUUGUAUUUUGGUUCUUUACUAAGUCUUGGAUGAAAUGACAAAUGGUUAGGAUUUCUUGGCAUUUGUUGCAUGUUGGAGAUGGAUUUUUACUUAUGAGGUAUGAAGUUGAGUUGAGGAGUGUCCAAUUUUGAUUUUUGUUCUGAAAACUUCUUGUCAACUAUUGAAAUGUUGGGGUUGUUCAAGUUGUGAGUUUUAUAGAAAAAAAUAAACUUAAAACAUUAUUAUUAGUGUAAUGGAAAAAAGAGACUGGCCACUAUUUGUCUAUGGUGGUUUAUCAUCUUGUAUUGCAGAACUAAGUACGUUUCCUAUUGAUACUACUAAAACCAGACUCCAAGUUCAGGGACAAAAAUUGGAUGGACAAUAUAAUAAAAUUAAAUACCGUGGCAUGGUAGAUGCUUUUUGUCAAAUUUAUAAGCAAGAAGGAUUUUUGUCACUCUAUUCUGGAAUUAGUCCUGCAUUAAUACGUCAAUGUACAUAUGGUUCUAUUAAGUUUGGAACUUACUACACAUUGAAGAAAACAACUAAUGAGUAUUUAGAAGUAACUGAAGAUGUUACUGUGAAUUUUGGAUGUGCUGUAUGUGCUGGUAUUAUAUCGGCAUCUAUAGCUAAUCCUACAGAUGUACUUAAAGUUCGACUUCAAGCUUUAGGCCGAAAUAAAAUUGAAAACCUUGUGAAUUGCAAUGUUUUUAAAUGCUUUCAUUACAUUUAUGUACACGAAGGACUCCGAGGUUUAUGGAAGGGUGUUGGUCCAACAUCACAACGUGCUGCUACAAUUGCAGCUGUUGAAUUGCCUGUUUAUGAUUAUUGUAAACACAAGUUAAUGGCUAUUUUUGGAAAUCAUAUUUUCAAUCACUUGAUUUCAAGUCUCAUUGCAAGUUUUGGAAGUGCUGUAGCUUCAAAUCCGAUUGAUGUUAUAAGGACUAGAUUGAUGAACCAAAAACAUAAUAAAAAUACUGCUGGCGUUCAGCAACAUAACUAUAAAGGAAGUAUUGAUUGUUUCUUAAAAACCGUGAAGUAUGAAGGAAUUUCGGCACUCUACAAAGGAUUCGUUCCUACAUUUGUUCGAAUGGGACCAUGGAACAUAAUAUUUUUUGUGAUUUAUGAAAGACUGAAAACAAUUUAAGUUUUAAGUAUUUAAAAUAAAAUAGUAA